Nasonia vitripennis (jewel wasp) is the source of this 435-nucleotide messenger RNA. RefSeq lists its product as uncharacterized. The transcript has a single exon. The record is from RefSeq and is a predicted model, not a curated record. NCBI's taxonomy places the organism in Eukaryota, Metazoa, Arthropoda, Insecta, Hymenoptera, Pteromalidae. The coding region runs from base 1 to 435 and encodes 144 amino acids.
AUGGCGCCAGCAGCUGUUACUAUAUAUAAUGCCCAACAGGCUAAGCGUAACAUGGAUCUCAGGUAUAAAACACAGGAGAGAAAACCCAAGUAUUCAGUUCGUGACAUAGUGCGUAUAAGCAAAACAAAAGGCACCUUCGAGAAAGGUUAUGAGGCUAAUUGGUCAGAGGAAGUUUUUAAAAUUAUCAAAGUAUUAAAACAUAGAAAGCCACCUGUAUACGAGCUCGAGGAUUUAAAUGGUGAGUUCAUAGACGGUAUAUUUUAUGAGGAAGAACUCACAGUCAUAGAAAAAGAUUUAACCAACACAGAAUACAAAAUAGAUAAAAUUAUUAAAUCAAGUGGUGAAGGUAAAAAGAAAAAAUAUUUUGUUAGCUGGGUUGGCUACCCUAGUAAAUUUAAUUCUUGGAUACCUGCUAAAGAUAUCAAAAAAAUCUAA